Messenger RNA from Brettanomyces bruxellensis, 675 nucleotides. RefSeq lists its product as uncharacterized. The record is from RefSeq and is a predicted model, not a curated record. Gene Ontology annotation, biological process: DNA-templated DNA replication; double-strand break repair via break-induced replication. The transcript has a single exon. NCBI's taxonomy places the organism in Eukaryota, Fungi, Ascomycota, Pichiomycetes, Pichiales, Pichiaceae. Gene Ontology annotation, cellular component: GINS complex. Bases 1 to 675 code for a protein of 224 amino acids.
AUGGAUUUCAGUGAUAUUUUAAACGAGUUUAAGUCUGCAGCCGUUGGACCAAAAGAAGAAAGUGAAGACGACAGGGAUGAAGACCUUCGAAAGAUUUCUGAGGUUUGGAUAAAAGAGAAAUCCGUCCCGGAACUUUUGCCAUAUGAAAACAAGCUUAUGGACCGCUUGUUGGAGCGAAUGCGAAAACAAAUUGAGUUUAUAGAGAUCAACUCGAUUGAACUUCAACAGGAUGAAAGAGAGAUUAAGUUACUUUUGGUUAUUGUUGAAAAUGAACUAGACAGAGUCCAAUUUUUGAUCAGAUCCUACAUACGAACGCGAUUGCUCAAGAUCGACAAGUUCUCUAUUUUUAUACGAUCGGAUAAGGAAGAGCUUGCAAAAUUAUCUCCAAAUGAGACAGCGUACAUGGAGAAGCAUCUUCAGCUUUUAAUGGACUUGUACAACUCUCAAUUUUUGGGUCGUCUACCUGAGAACUUGCAAGCUCUUGAUGAGGUCGCAGGUGGAAUUUCAAUGGUAGAGAAACCAGAUUAUGGAAGACCGAUUUUUAUCAAGUGCAAUAGGGACCGUCAGGUUGUCAUUGAUGAUGAGGCUGUGGAUCUCAGUAGGAACGGCAUAUAUGUCUUACGAUAUAGCGCUGUUAGUGAUCUUGUUAAGGCAGGUGAAGUGAUGGUUCUAUGA